UACUUCCACCAAUCGCGAUGGAACUACGUAACAUCGAAAUGGCGGCGCGUGGAGGCGGCGAAGAUUGCAAAAAGGAAGAUAAACUGGAGUUUGUGUUGCACGUACCCCUGCCGUCGGAACGCGAGGCCAGCAUCGCCCUGGGGUCCUUGGCCCCCGACCGCGAGCCACGCAAGGGUGGCAUCACCAAGGAGCUGUCGGCGUUGGGCAACGUCCUGAGCGUGAGGUGGACGGCAGACGAGGCACGCAUCCUGCGGGUAUCUGUGGGCUCCUUCUUGGACAACCUGGCGCUGGUGCUGGAGACCAUGGAGCAGUUUGGGCCGUCAGUGCCACUCUGAUGGGGUGUGAACAAGGCCUUCUCUUUUCGUUUACAUCAAGCACAGUAUCUUUUUUUUUUUUUUUUUUUUUUUUAAUUGUACAUUUUUUAAAAGGGUUUAGUCAUAUUAAACUGUUGAUGUGGUUUGCUAAUUGGUUAUGGUGAAAAUAUACAUGUGAUUGUCACUGUGCCAAAUUUGCAUCAUUCUUGUAUCAUCUGGAAAUGUACAUAGAAAAUCUGUUGUGGGAGUUGUGAUGUUUCAAAAAACUUGGCUACAUAGUUCUCUGCAUGAUUUUCUGGAUCAUUUUCCAUACUUGCUGAUGUGUGCUAAAUUACGCUUGAGGUUUAAAAAGGCCCUACCUGUUACAGAUAAUUGAGUUAAGGAAGAUAAACAUUUUACUUAAAUCUGUUUUUAAAAGGGAGUGCAGUGGCACAGUGGGCUUUGCCAGGGCCCACUCUCUGGCAGGUCUGGGGUUCAAGUCCUGCUAGUGGUGCCUUGUGACAGACUGCCAUCCCCUCCCCCUCCAGCCUUGUGCCCUGUGUUUCUGGGUUAGGCUCUGGUUCACAGCAACCAUGAUUGAGACAAGUGGUUUCAGACUGUGUAUUUUUUUUUUUUGAAAAUUGCAGUCUACAGUGGACUGAAUGCAACCUGCCAACAGCUGACAGUAAAGAGUAUACUUAAAA
Scleropages formosus (Asian bonytongue) is the source of this 997-nucleotide messenger RNA. RefSeq names its product L antigen family member 3 (gene lage3). The transcript has 3 exons. The record is from RefSeq and is a predicted model, not a curated record. Gene Ontology annotation, cellular component: EKC/KEOPS complex. Lineage: Eukaryota; Metazoa; Chordata; Actinopteri; Osteoglossiformes; Osteoglossidae. Bases 18 to 335 code for a protein of 105 amino acids.